Molecule: messenger RNA, 1632 nt
Organism: Echinostoma caproni
Lineage: Eukaryota; Metazoa; Platyhelminthes; Trematoda; Plagiorchiida; Echinostomatidae
Source: the annotation of a GenBank genome assembly
AUGCGCGCGUGCGCACACACACAUACGAAACAGUUCAGCUAUCCGAUCCGGUUACGUCGUGUCCUGAUACUUACCGCUCCGCUCUGGUUUCGCGCCUCGUUCCGCAUGUUACGCGGGUUCAUUCGGGACCAACUCCGGGACAAAGUGAAUGUGCUUCGACCAUCACCCGGUACCAAACUAGAUGCCCUGAGCCACCCGGAUUUUGUCGCUCUUCGACGUGAUCAUUACGCCUGGUUACAAACUGCACUUGUGCGUACCGGCUGGUUGCUUGGUGAUUCCGAUCAGACAAUCAAACCAAAUGGACAUAAACCGCAGUCAGCUGCCGCGUUCUUCGGUCAGUCAUCCGCUCACAACGCAUCCGGUUCCAGUUUGGAUCUAAGCGAUGCGGACAGUCGAGACGACGAAGAAUCGUUAAGCGGUAAUCCCAUGGAGGAGGAUGAUGUGAUGAGUUUAAGCGAUAUGGAUCCGUUUGCACUUUCCAGUUCCUAUUCCAGCGAAACAGAUGGAACAGAUGCGGAUUCUCGAAACGAAUUGGACGGUGUGAUGUGCGCGACUGAUAGUCGCGAUCCGAAUUCGAGUACUGGAGGGCAUUUGUCACCGCGUGAAUUGGGAUCACAGAAACUCCGGGGAAAUAGUCCGCGCAGUCCCUGCGGUACGGAACAAUCCAAACCGAACUAUACGGAUAAUUUGCAAUCCGAAGCGUUGAAUCCGACACACGAAGAACACGCUGGAACACCGACGCCUCCGUCUGUGGUUAAACGUAUUCUUUUGACCAACGGACCCAGCACCAUCUCGGGGUCGACCACGAUCACGCGUCCACGUACUGUGCACACUUCUCCGGAUAAAGAUAUGGGAUUCAGUGAGAAUUCCCUAUCCCCUUUGGCCGUCGAGUCCACUACUCCCACAGCUGAUAUCUUGCCAGGACCAAUCAGUCUACAGGAUCCAGUUAAUGUGACCACCAAGGCGUGCACCACAAUUCGGCAUCGAAAUUCUGCCGGAGCUGACUCUUCCUGUUCCUCAACUACGUCGUUCUUCUCCACCGGGUCUGCUGGACUGUCUUCUGCACCCAGCACCCAAUCAGCAGAUUGUAGUCCAACAGGGGAUCAGUUAUUCCAACGAGUGGCUCUGUUUCGUGCCGGAUUGGCUGCCCAACCCAAAUCAGAUGCUUUGCUCAAACAAUCCUCCGGUCCCGUCGGUCCAAGUCAGCAUUCAUUGUAUGAUGGAAUGGAAUUUUCCGAAUUAUCCAGAAUAGUAGCUGCCUCUGACGUGCUAUCCGCACAAUCCGUCGAUCUGUUAAGCAAACGAAUUGCUCCUCUUGCAGAGGAUGAAAUCGGUGAACACACGAUCAAACAGGAGAAACGUCGGGACUGGGAUCCCCGACGUGAACGAGAAAACUCGCCAAAUCCUAGCAACGAUGAGAGUGAGUUCGUUUUUGUUUUGUAUUCCUCCCACUCUCAAAUUAUCUAUAUGUACAUUUAUCACCGUCAACGAAUUAUACCAAUUCAUCGGUCCCAAAUGGCCGAUGAUGGAAAUUUACUGUGCUUAUUAUGUUCAUAUCUCCAUAGGCUACUGAUAGAAAAUCCAGGUUUUCAUCGCAACUGGUACACAAAAGUAAACAUUCAAUGCAGUUGA